CACAAGUAAAAGCCCCUACCGGUCCCAUUUCCUCCAUCUUCCCUCACUUCCUAUCACCCCUCCUUUAAAUAUCACAUUCAAAACCCCCUUCUGAAUCCCAUUAAUACCAUCUCUUAAGGAAAAACAGGCACCCAUAUUAUUCCCCAAUCCCAGAAAACCAUUCCAAAAAAAAGAAAGAAAGACAAAAAAAAAAAAACAUCAUGAAGCUGCCUUCUCUGUUUAAGAACAAAGAAACAAAGCAGCAGCCAUGGCAAUGGCCCUUGUGUAACCACCCCAAGACACUCUCUUUCCGAGGUACCGACGACAACAUUUUCAAGACAGUCAACUCGGUUUUCUUUGAUCAUGGGGUGGAAACGCCCGAGUACUCCACGUCAUGGUUCACGAACUCGUCCGAGUCGGCGAGCCACGACUCAGCUGAGUCGGAUGACUUCUGCGGCAAGUCGUUGGAGAUGGUGAUACGUGGGGUCCAGUCGGAGAGGCUGUUCUUCGAGCCGGGCGACACUAGCUCGAUUCUAGAGAAGGCGAAAGCCGGCGGGUUUCCGUUCAAGGAGAGCGUGGUUUUGGCGAUGGAGUCGGAGGAUCCGUACGUUGAUUUCCGGCGGUCUAUGGAGGAGAUGGUGGAGUCUCAUGGGCUGAAAGAUUGGGAGUGCUUGGAGGAGCUUCUCGGGUGGUAUUUGCGGGUCAACCGUAAGAAGAACCAUGGGUUUAUUGUCGGAGCUUUUGUAGAUCUGCUUGUUGCUCUUGCUGCUGCUACCACCAAUUCCUCUUCUGAUUCAACGUCUUUUUCUUCUGCUGUCUCUUCUUUCUCUUGCUCUCCAUUAUGUUCAUCUAACGGUCAGAUUGAGAUUGAUGAGGUAGAGAAGAUGGUCAUGUCUUAGCUUUUAAUGUGAUCAUUUUUUUUUUUUUUUUU
Corylus avellana is the source of this 910-nucleotide messenger RNA. RefSeq names its product ovate family protein 13 (gene OFP13). The record is from RefSeq and is a predicted model, not a curated record. NCBI's taxonomy places the organism in Eukaryota, Viridiplantae, Streptophyta, Magnoliopsida, Fagales, Betulaceae. Gene Ontology annotation, biological process: negative regulation of DNA-templated transcription.